Postia placenta MAD-698-R-SB12 is the source of this 687-nucleotide messenger RNA. RefSeq lists its product as hypothetical. The coding region runs from base 1 to 687 and encodes 228 amino acids. The record is from RefSeq and is a predicted model, not a curated record. The transcript is spliced from 12 exons. Lineage: Eukaryota; Fungi; Basidiomycota; Agaricomycetes; Polyporales; Adustoporiaceae.
AUGUGUCUGCCCAUCCACUUUCGGGAGCUCGCUCCUCCCUACUUCGAAUUAACCUCUCACGCGUUCGGUACCGACAUUCCACCAGCCCGUGUCGAUAACACGUCCUUGCACCGGGAUCUUCAAAGCCAGCGUCUCGCAGGCGCUCAGAUGUAUAGUACUACGAGGUACAUCCGUUUUAUUCACCUGUACGCGAAACUCGUGAGACCGGCGAUGUCCAUGUCGUCAAGUGCAAGUAUGCCAUUUCAGUGGUGUUCCAUGGGAAUCAAUUACUUUUUGUUCCCCUCCGUACCCGUGCAUCUGGCAGUCAUGGCAACGCUUGCUGCCGAUCCUACGUUCAUUGAAGGCUUUCUAGGAAUGCUGCAAAAGCUCGGCAAUGCAUACCGGACAUCGCGAUCGUUCUGCAAUAGCACGAGAGAACCUGAUGUCCUUAACCUUUCAGUAGCGGCCAUGGUCGUCAUGCUUUACGAUUAUGUCCUGUCUUUUGAGGAAGAGGUUGAAUAUAUGUGGAGAGGGCGAUUCGUUUGGCCGCGUCUUCUCUUUUGGCUGAACAGAUAUUGGCCUAUGUUAAACUUGAUAUACGACAACAUUUCAUUAUCAACAACGUACAUUGCAGAUGUGCCGAUGCACAUUCUGGUGGAGAUGGUUCAUGUACGCGACGAUCAUCACCAGGAUUUCAAUAUCCGGUAG